CAACAUCACUUGCAAGCAGGUCGACUACGAAGCUCUGGCAGAAGAAUAUUUGAAGAUUCCAGUGAAUGGGAUCCUUCGUUUGAAAGGCGAAGAUGAUCCUAAAUUCAUGGAGUUGGCGUUUCUACACAUCAAAGAACUCACAAGGCCUUAUGUGGGGAAAUUGCUGUCCGACUGGGCCAAGUCGGUUUUCGAAGCCAAAGGAAGAAAUGAAAGUUCAGAUAACAACACAUGCCUCGUGACAAAGAAGGAAAGGGACUACGAAGCUUUGGCCGACGAACAUGUGAAGAAAACACCAAUUAACUGGGCUGAUUUCCUGACUCCUUACGAUUAUAUUUUAAACACUGCCGCUCCAAGCAGGGAUGCAUGGCCCUGGUCAAACUACAUUGAGAAUGGAGAGGCAAGAGUGAACUGUGGUCCGACGGCGUGGCUGCUGUGGCUCGCGGCCGCCGUCGUGUCUCGGGCGGCCGAGCGGUGAGAGGGAGCCCCGCCCGGAUCCCAGGGGAGACGAGGGCAGAGGGCGAAUCGAAGCGCGAUAAGACCCGCUGUUCAAGAGUGUUAUCUGUAUACUUGCAUGCAUCCACCCAUUCAUACAUACAAACAUACAUAUACAUAUACAUGUGAGCAUCCAUGAAUAUAUAAAUGAAUACAUACAUACAGUACAUACAUAUAUAUAGGCAUCCACACAUACAUACAUACAUACAUGCUU
This is a messenger RNA of Penaeus indicus, 706 nucleotides long. RefSeq lists its product as uncharacterized. The transcript has 6 exons. The record is from RefSeq and is a predicted model, not a curated record. The coding region runs from base 107 to 475 and encodes 122 amino acids. Lineage: Eukaryota; Metazoa; Arthropoda; Malacostraca; Decapoda; Penaeidae.